This is a messenger RNA of Halteromyces radiatus, 3581 nucleotides long. RefSeq names its product RIC1-domain-containing protein. NCBI's taxonomy places the organism in Eukaryota, Fungi, Mucoromycota, Mucoromycetes, Mucorales, Cunninghamellaceae. The transcript has 19 exons. The record is from RefSeq and is a predicted model, not a curated record. Gene Ontology annotation, biological process: retrograde transport, endosome to Golgi; intracellular protein transport. Gene Ontology annotation, molecular function: protein binding. Bases 39 to 3497 code for a protein of 1152 amino acids. Gene Ontology annotation, cellular component: Ric1-Rgp1 guanyl-nucleotide exchange factor complex; cytosol; Golgi membrane.
GUUUUCUUCAACAAAAGUACAGUGUUUAUUGAUGAAUAAUGUAUUGGAUCAAUGGUAUAGCUAGCGAAAUAUGUUUAACGUCAACGUUAGUGGCUUGCUUAUCGACAGCAAAGGAGACUAUACAACUCGAGUCAUCGUCAUCAACAACAAACGACAAAGGCAAAAGCCGUGAGCCUUCAUUCUCAUCAUCGGCACAUAUCAUUACUAUGCAACCUUCUUAUCACGCGUCAUUCUUUGUUACUUGUACCCAUAGUGAUAUCCAUUUAUGGUCUAUCAAGCCUACGGUCAUCUUAUCCUUUGUUAAACGAUCCAACAAACAUGUAGAAGAAUUUGGAAAAAACAAAAGUAUCUUAUGGAAGCCGGAUGGAUCCUCGUUUGUGGUACUUACAGAUAGAAAUUACUUGUUGCUCUAUGUGAUAUUAUCUUACGAUCAACAAUCCUUAGAAUUCCAAUUUCCUACGAGUCAUCAUGCGUAUGUGACAGGGCCUGGCGAAGGGAAGGGCGCAAGAACUAUGCUAAUCAAGUUUCGAUUGGCGAUUCGUGUAGAUGCUGGGGUUACUUGUGGCUCAUGUACAGAUGAUACUUUGAUCAUUGGUACUCAGAAACCGGCUGCUAUUCAAUGUAUUUCUUGGAAUCCACAGCAAACAAAUUCAACACAAACCUCAGUACAGCAUCGUCUAGGGAUUUUCUUGGAUCAGGAUGAACAUGUCAAAACGAUGCUUUACGACAAAUUAAUGAACAUAUCUGUCUGGAUCACCAAUGUGGGCCGGGUUUAUCUUAUACAAAACAAAAAUCAACGACGUGGCAGUAAAAGCUCAACUAAGUCUGAGUCUGAUGAUCAUCCGUCUACUUCACCUUCUGCACCGUCCUUUACUGAGCCUAUCCAUUGGUUUGGGCGAUGUUUUCAUGGGGCUUCAACUACUUCGUCGUAUGAUCCUGCUACCUGCAUUGCCAUCAAUGCCAAAUUUUCUCUGAUUGCCGUGGGCACUUCAAGUGGUAGCAUCUAUGUUUAUACUGUACGCAAUUAUACCAGCACGCCACUCCUUUCACAUCAAAUGCGAUUACCUAUGAUGUCAAUGACAGCAACAUCAGCGGCAGCAACGCACACAAAUGGUUAUGGAUCACACGUAAACUCAUCAUCUUCAUUAUUAUCACAAGUUCCUUCAUCGACCUCCAAUCUCCUAGAUUCAUAUCAAGGACGACAACAAAACAAAGAAGAUAUUUCCAGCUUAUAUCACAAUAAAAUUGGAUCAGUUCAAACGAUGGCAUGGUCACUAGAUGGUUACGCCUUAUCAGUUGGAUUUAUGGGUCAUGGUGGUUUGGCUAUGUGGAGCGUAUACGGUGCUUUAUUGUGUUCGAUGGAUGAUAUAGAGGAUUUGAUGGAAACACAAGAUGGAUUAUCCAACACACAAGACUUAUAUGUGAAUCAAAUCAAUUCUAUGUUUUGGGGCCCUGGAAGUCACCAGUUGUUUGUCCUUUCUCAAGAUAAUCAAGAUGAUGAAAUAAGCCGUCUGUAUACAUUACCAUUUGCUAAAUCUGCUUUGACAACAUUUCAUAAUUCAGACAAUGCACGUAGAGGAUUAUUGCAAAUGGAUGACCGAUUAUUAUUAUAUAACAAUGGUGGUGAUUAUCAGGAAAAUAAUACGAAUACUAUUGACCCUGAUGCCGUUGCAUGGACUCAUAUAUUAUAUCCCUCUAUCUAUAUUACUGAACAUUGGCCAAUUCGGUAUGCUUCCAUUAGUCCGGAUGGAAAGUUUAUUGCUAUUGCUGGACGACGUGGUUUGGCUCACUUUAGUACACUGUCCAGUAGAUGGAAGCUAUUUGGUAACCAACAGCAAGAACAGCAGAUAUUGGUUCGUGGUGGUCUGGUUUGGUACAAACAAAUCCUGAUCGCUCCUUGUGAGGUGAUUUCUUCUGGUUACGGAAGUGACAAAACUUAUGAGAUAUACAUGUACUCAAGAGAUCAAAACUUGGAUCAAGCUCAUGCCCUCUUUACUGAACCAUUGGAAGCUAUUCCGAUUUAUAUUACAACCUGUGGCAACUUCUUGUUGGUAUAUACAUUAGAUAAUCAACUUUCCAUUUAUGCAAUUCAUUAUGUGGAAAACAACAUUGGAGCAACUCAUAUUGAUUUGGUACGGCAAAUAUUUUUGACAGGCAUUGUGGCUCGACCUGCCCGUGUACGUGGCAUCAGUCUCUUUCAUGGUGAAUGCGGAGAUCGAAUCCAAUCCAUUGAUGAAGUGGUUCAAUACAAUAUCAUUUUACUUGUCGAUGGAAAUCUCAUGAUGUUAUCUCCAAAAUUUGCAAGUGAUGAUGAUAAUGAUUCAGAUCUGAUAGAGCAACAUGAGAUUCGAAGUAACAGCAGCGGCAUUCACCAUACCACAUACGAUUCUCACGUUCUGAUGGAAAAAGUGGAGUACUAUUGGAUUGGACAGAAAGGUAUUGCAAAUUUAUGGACUUCAAUCUGGGCAGUAGACGGCAAAGGCGUCAAGGUAUUCACAAAUGUAUUACGUGGUGAAGGAUAUGGAUUUUACGCAUUCAACAAGGAUCACAAUAUGACAAUACUGGAAAGUGAACCAUCAACACCUACAACUCCCAUUGGUCCUGGUAGCAAUGGAUAUCAUUAUCGGGAUAUUGGAGCACGACCUUAUUCAUUAGGAUAUAGGAUAGGUGUGGAACCGUCAUCACCUCACUCGCAAUGUUGGAUGGAUAUGGAAGGUGAAUCAAAAUGGCAAACGGAUCUACAUCAAUUAGAAGCCAAUGCUAUAUAUAUUCCCCUUGAUUUUUACCCACAUGCUAUUCUCUUGGAUAAAGGUGUGAUUGUAGGAAUGGAACAAAACAUUAUAUAUAAGAAUACACUUGGAUAUUUGUUAUACAAAUCAACUACGAAGACGCACUUAUUUCUACACCAUUUGAUUCGAUAUUUACUUCAACGCCAAUUAGAAGAAGACGCGGUGGUAUUUGCAAGGGCUUACGAAAGAUUAAUUUAUUUUGGCCAUGCACUGGAAAUCUUGUUACAUACCGUUUUAGAAGAGGAAACUGAAAGACCCCGAUCUUCCGAUAAAGAUGCUAUUUUACCACUCGUGAUUCGGUUUUUGGAUCAGUUCCCUCAUGCUUUGGACGUGAUUGUCAGUUGUGCAAGAAAAACAGAAGUGGCGUUAUGGGAUCAUUUAUUUGCAUCGGUCGGAAAACCUGAAGACUUGUUUGAAUUAUGUUUGACGGAUGGACGAUUAAGAACAGCAACAUCUUAUUUGAUUAUUUUACAAACAAUGCAACCUCAUAAUACAGGUGGAAAGGAUACCAUUCGAUUAUUACAAAAAGCUAUGGAUGUGGAUGAUUAUGAACUGUGCAAAGAAUUGGUUCGAUUUCUUAGUUCUAUUGACCAUACAGGAAAAACGUUGCAUGAAGCACUUGUUGCUCUUCAAACUAGGAUGGUUGAAAAGGCAAAUGGUGGACAUAUUACGGACUCUACUCUUAUACAAGGCAUACAAGAUUUAUAGUUAGUUGGUUAGUUUACUUGGUUAGAUUCAGAACAAAAAGAAAAAUAAAACCGAUAAUCCGUCUUACGCAAUGUGAUCUCCUAA